AUGGUCGAGGUCUACGGAACUAACGACCCCGCAUUCGAGCCUGUACGGGAGCUUUUGCAGAAACAACUCUCUUCAGGAGACGAACUAGGUCUAUCCCUCUUCGUGAAUAUAGACGGCAAGGAUGUCCUCGAUUUGUGGGGUGGUCAUACCGACGUGCCUAAGACUAAACCUUGGCACAAGGACACUAUUGCGCUGGUUUGGUCCUGCUCCAAGGUAGUCACCAACUUUGCCACCAUGCUGCUUGUCGAUCGCGGCCAACUAGAUGUGAAUGAAAAAGUUGCGACAUACUGGCCUGAAUUCGCAGCCAAUGGUAAAGAGAACAUUACAGUGGCCCAUGUUCUCAGCCACACAUCCGGGGUCCCCGCGUGGGAGAGCCCCGUGACUUUUGAAGAGCUCUGUGACAACAAAGCUGCUACCGAGAAACUUGCGAGUCAAGCCCCCUGGUGGACUCCUGGUGAGAGAAGUGGCUAUCAACUUUCCAAUCAAGGCCAUAUGGUUGGCGAGGUUAUCCGUCGGAUUACAGGGAAAACCUUAGAGCAGUUUGUCGCGGAUGAGAUUACCCGUCCCUUGGAUGCGGAUUUCCAGUAUGGAGUACCGGAAGAUCAAUGGCAUCGCACGGCGGAUCUCGUCCCACCCCCAGCUCUGCCCAUUGGAAGUCUUGACCCCGCUAGCAUUGUAGCCAGAGCUAUUAUGGGAUCUCCCUUUCCCGCUGAGAUUACAACGGCGCCGCCGUUCAGGAAGGCUGUGAUGGGCGCGACCAACGGAUUUAGUAAUGCUCGUGCGCUAGCCCGAAUUGGUUCCAUUGUUUCUCUCGGUGGCACUGUUGAUGACAAGCGCAUCGUGGAUCCGAGUACUAUUGAUACAUUCCUGGAAGAACAGGUUCAAGGUCAUGAUCUUGUCACUUCCGAUUUCGUUCGAUUCGCUCUCGGGGUAGCUCUAUCUGAUUCUCGGACUCGUUCUUGGAUCCCAGAAGGCGACAUUUGCUAUUGGGGAGGAUGGGGCGGCUCGAUCAUCAUCAUGGAUCGUGAACGACGAAUGACGAUUUCUUACGUUAUGAAUCGCAUGGCUGGAGGUGGCACCAUUGGAAAUGACAAUACUGAGGCAUACGUCAAAGCGAUAUAUGAAGUUGUGAACAAGAUGUCUAUAUGA
Penicillium longicatenatum is the source of this 1149-nucleotide messenger RNA. RefSeq names its product serine hydrolase domain-containing protein. The transcript has a single exon. The coding region runs from base 1 to 1149 and encodes 382 amino acids. The record is from RefSeq and is a predicted model, not a curated record. NCBI's taxonomy places the organism in Eukaryota, Fungi, Ascomycota, Eurotiomycetes, Eurotiales, Aspergillaceae.